CGUCCCGUGACAUAAAAUCGAUGCGAGCAGCAGUGCUGGAGUUGUGCCUGCAACUACAAGCUAGCACACGAAAAAGCUACCAAGAAAGAAAGAACAACGAUAUGCUGCCCGUCAAGCUUCUCGGGACGCCUGCCGCCGGGCGACGCCACCACUGGCUGUUGGUGGUGCUGCAUCUCGUUCCCGGCCUCCUCCUCCUGCUGCUGCUCUCGCGCUCGGCGUCGGCGUCGGCGUCGACGGUGGUCACCCACCUGCCAGGAUUCGACGGCCCUCUCCCCUUCUACCUGGAAACCGGGUACGUGGGCGUGGAGGAGGAGACCGGGGCGGAGCUCUUCUACUACUUCGCCGAGUCGGAGCGGAGCCCCGGCACGGACCCCGUCAUCCUGUGGCUCACCGGCGGGCCUCGCUGCUCGGGCUUCAGCGGCUUCGCCUUCGAAGUUGGUCCCGUAAAAUAUGUGCUGGCGCCGUACACCGGCGGUUUGCCGCACCUGGUACAUAACCCGCUGUCAUGGACCAAGAUGGCGAGCAUCAUCUUCCUGGAUUCGCCCGUCUGCUCGGGCUUCUCGUAUGCUCGUGACCCCAAGGGCUGCGACGUCGGAGAUUACUCGUCGUCUCUGCAACUCCAAACAUUCCUCAAUAAGUGGUUCACUGAUCACCCACGGUACCUUCCAAAUCCUUUCUACCUUGGGGGAGAUUCAUACGCUGGAAAGGUGAUUCCACUUAUUGCAACAUACAUUUCAGAAGGAUUUCAAAAAAGGGAGCAGCCUCUCAUCAAUCUCAAGGGCUACCUGAUCGGCAAUCCUAUAACAGACCCAAAGUUCGAUAAAAAUUUCCAAGUUCAAGGUGCUCAUGGCUUUGGGAUAAUUUCUGACCAAAUAUAUGAGGCUGCAAUGAAGAACUGCAAAGGAAACUAUGUAACCCCCGCAAAUCAACUGUGUGCUGAGGUGCUACAAACUGUAAACAGUCUCAUUUCUGAAAUCGCAGAUGCACACGUCUUGUACAAAAAAUGUGUCGUCGCCACACCAAAGCCAAUAGAAGAUGCUAUAAAAAGAAAAUUUCUGCUCGAAGAAUCAAUCGAGCCAAAUGAAGCGCCUGGUCGACCAACCGUCGAUUGUUUUACAUACGGUUACUACCUGGCAUACUUUUGGAUGAACAACAAGAUGACUAGAAAUGCUCUCGGAAUCAAGGAGGGAACAAUUGAUGAGUGGAUAAGAUGCAAAAGGGAAGUCCCCUACACACAGGACAUGCCAAGCAGCAUACCGUACCAUCUCAGCCUCACCAUGAGAGGUUACCGUGUACUCGUGUACAGUGGAGACCAUGAUCUCGAGGUGCCCCAGCUCAGCACGCAGGCAUGGAUAAGAUCCUUGAACUUCUCUAUCAUCGAUGACUGGAGGGCAUGGCAUCUCGACGGCCAGGCAGCAGGGUUAUUUCAUCGGACUCCCAUUUUUUUUUUGACUCAAGCAUAUGCAAAAAAAGAGCUUCGUCUUCGUGACAUAUCCAUUAUCUUUUCUGACGAGCAACAUACCGUUUCUAUUUUGCUAGAUUUACCAUCGCAUAUGCAAACAAUUUGACAUUCGCAACCGUAAAGGGUGGUGGUCAUACUGCUCCGGAGUACCAACCUGAAGAAAGCUUUGCCAUGGCCCGAAGGUGGCUUGACAACGAGCCACUUUGAUGUUUUUACCGCACAAUUUUUUAUCUCUCUUAACACAAGUCCUUGUAUAUUUAAUUUGUCACUUCCCCUUUAAUAGACCCUCCUAACACAUUAACGGUUGA
Hordeum vulgare subsp. vulgare (domesticated barley) is the source of this 1770-nucleotide messenger RNA. RefSeq names its product serine carboxypeptidase-like 7. Bases 21 to 1568 code for a protein of 515 amino acids. Gene Ontology annotation, molecular function: acyltransferase activity, transferring groups other than amino-acyl groups; serine-type carboxypeptidase activity. Gene Ontology annotation, biological process: proteolysis; secondary metabolic process. The transcript has 13 exons. The record is from RefSeq and is a predicted model, not a curated record. Lineage: Eukaryota; Viridiplantae; Streptophyta; Magnoliopsida; Poales; Poaceae.